Messenger RNA from Pyrus x bretschneideri (Chinese white pear), 3019 nucleotides. RefSeq names its product glucosamine inositolphosphorylceramide transferase 1-like. The transcript is spliced from 5 exons. The coding region runs from base 304 to 2610 and encodes 768 amino acids. The record is from RefSeq and is a predicted model, not a curated record. Gene Ontology annotation, molecular function: glycosyltransferase activity. Lineage: Eukaryota; Viridiplantae; Streptophyta; Magnoliopsida; Rosales; Rosaceae. Gene Ontology annotation, cellular component: membrane.
CUUCUUCUCUCGUAACAUAUCACAUUGUCGCAUUGUCCCCUAAAACGCUUUCUGUAUAAAACCACCAAGUCAAAAAAUUUCUGGAAAAAACAAUUUAAUUCUCGAAAGUAAAUCUCUGUCUCGCCCCGUCAGCUUUUUCAUUUUUCCAAAACCCAGGACAUCUAAAUUCCAAUCAUCACGUAAAAACGCGCUUACUAAUCAGACAAUUAAUCAAACCCAAAUGUAGGUGGCGGUUGUUACGGCGUUCUUCCUGCGGCGGUGCACCCCAUCCUGUGUUCGCGCCGGGUGUGGUUCUGGGAAAAAAUGAGUUUGAGUCCGGCCGCGGGCGGCGGUGCUGUGGGUGGUGGUUGUGCGAAUGGUGGGGGUAGUAGCGGUGGCACCUGCUGCAACAUGAGCGUGAAGCGCAGGUGCAGGUGGAGGUGUCUGAUCUCGUCGGGGUUGGUGUUCUUCUUGGGGUGCUUCGUGUUGUUCGGAUUAUUCGCCACGGUUUAUGUCUGGUUCGCCUUCCCGCCGUAUUAUGCUCGGGCGGCGUUGGCCUCUCCCUCCAUGCUUGGGUGUCAGGAGGACAAUGAAGGUUCAUGGUCUCUUGGUAUUUUCUUCGGAGACUCUCCUUUUUCCCUCAAGCCCAUUGAAGCUAUGGAUGUAUGGAGGGACAAAACUGCAGCUUGGCCCGUGGCAAACCCUGUUGUGACUUGUUCUUCUGUUUCUGAUGCUGGUUUCCCAAGUAAUUUUGUUGCUGAUCCUUUCCUUUAUGUCCAGGGAGAUGCUUUUUACUUGUUCUAUGAAACCAAGAAUUCAAUCACUUUGCAAGGAGAUAUUGGAGUCUCAAAAAGUAUUGAUAAGGGAGCAACAUGGCAGCAAUUGGGCACUGCCUUGGAUGAAGAGUGGCAUCUCUCUUACCCGUUUGUCUUCAACUACCUUGGCCAAAUAUAUAUGAUGCCUGAGAGUAGUAUGAAAGGGGAACUUCGUCUGUACCGAGCACUCAAUUUUCCAUUGCAAUGGACUCUGGAGAAAGUGAUCAUGAAAAAGCCUCUUGUUGAUUCUUUCAUAAUCAAUUAUAAUGGAGCGUAUUGGUUGUUUGGUUCAGAUAACACUGGAUUUGGCACCACAAAGAAUGGACAAUUGGAAAUCUGGUAUAGCAGCUCCCCUCUUGGUCCUUGGAAACCACACAAGAAGAAUCCUAUAUAUAAUGGUGACAAAAGCUUUGGGGCUCGAAAUGGAGGCAGACCAUUUUUCUACAACGGAAAUCUUUAUCGUGUUGGUCAAGACUGCGGUGAAACAUAUGGGAGAAGAGUGCGCACCUUUAAGGUGGAAGUUCUUACCAAAGAUGAUUACAAAGAAGUUGAAGUUCCCUUGGGCUUGAUAGAGCCAAGUAAGGGUCGCAAUGCUUGGAAUGGUGCUCGCUAUCAUCAUCUAGAUGUGCAGCAAAUAAAUACUGGUGAGUGGGUUGGAGUGAUGGAUGGAGACCGGGUACCAUCUGGGGAUUCAGUUCGGAGGUUUAUUUGUGGUAGUGCUUCAGUUGCCGUUGUUGCUGUACUCAUUAUAUUGCUGGGUGUUCUACUUGGAGCUGUGAAGUGCAUGAUUCCUCUCAAUUGGUGCACUCACAACUCCGGGAAGCGGAGUGAUGCGUUCUUGGCCUGGGAAAGGUCACAUUUGUUUUCAGCCAAAGUGAGACGGUUUUGCAGCCGCAUGAACAGAGGAGUUUCAUUCCUCAGAGGUAGGAUUAAACCUAGUACCUGUGCUGGAAGACUGGUUCUUGCUAUAAUUUUGGCAUUUGGAGUUGCGGCUAUGUGCACAGGGGUUAAAUGUAUCUAUGGUGGUAGCGGUGCAGAAGAAGCUUACCAAUGGAAAGGUCACUACUCGCAGUUCACCUUAUUAACAAUGACCUAUGAUGCUCGUCUCUGGAAUUUGAAAAUGUAUGUUAAACAUUAUUCCAGAUGUUCCUCAGUGCGGGAAAUUGUUGUGGUGUGGAACAAAGGAAUACCACCUAAAGUUAGCGAUUUUGACUCCACAGUGCCAGUCAGGAUCAGAUUAGAGAAACAAAACUCACUGAAUAAUCGCUUCAAGUUGGAUUCUUUGAUAAAGACCCGAGCAGUUCUGGAGCUUGAUGACGACAUUAUGAUGACUUGCAAUGAUGUUGAGCGUGGAUUCAGGAUAUGGCGUCAAUACCCAGACCGUAUUGUGGGUUUCUACCCCCGACUAAUUGAUGGGAGCCCGUUGAAGUAUCGAGGUGAGAAAUAUGCCCGGACCCAUAAAGGAUAUAACAUGAUUCUCACGGGGGCAGCUUUCAUUGAUAGUCAAGUAGCUUUCAAGAGGUAUUGGGGAAAAGAAGCUAGCCAAGCAAGGGAAUUGGUAGACAAAUAUUUCAACUGCGAGGACGUGCUGCUGAAUUACUUGUAUGCAAAUGCUAGUGAAUCCAAGAAUGUGGAGUAUGUGAGACCAGCAUGGGCAAUAGAUACAUCAAAAUUAUCUGGUGCUGCAAUAAGCCGAAAUACCAAAGUUCACUACCAUAUAAGGAGCAACUGCCUCCGGAAAUUUUCUGAGAUGUACGGAAGUUUGGCCGGGCGCAAGUGGAAAUUCAAUGGGCGGAAGGAUGGUUGGGACGUAUAGCGAGGGAGAUGUCUUGCUAGAAAUUGAUCUAGUAUGUGUGUUUAUUGUCUUGAUUUUGGACGUCCCAUGGCCUCUGCGCAGGGAAAAGUUUGCAUUGCGACGUUACUGCGUUACAUGUGGGUAAAACUACUUUGAGAGAUGAUGUUUUGCCAAAUACUUUGAUUGCAUAUUGCCGGAAUGAAUCAUGAAAAAGGUGAACUGCUUUGUGUUUAAUCGGAUAACGGGAUAAGUGGUGUGUACAAAUUUGGGUGGAGGGUCUGGAGCAUCAAAGGAAAUUGUAUAAUGGUGCUUGAUUGUAUAAUGUGGUUGAUUACUAUAAUUGAGUACGUUGUGUAAGAUAGGAGAGAAACUUAACCGCUGUAAAUGUAUUUAAAGUUAAUUUUUGGAGACGACGUUAAUUGACUUGAAA